AUGACGUCCGAAGACGACGAGUCUCACUCCUCCGCUGCCGAAGACGACGACGAGGAGGAGGAGAACAAAUCUCCCCCUGACGAGGGGAGAAAAAGGGGGACGGCCUCCACAAAUCUGGAGGCGGAGGCGCCCAAGAGAGGGAAACGCGCCCUCGCGGAUAACUCCGCGUGGGACAUCGACAACAGUCCGGAGCGACCCCCUCGGACCAAGCCCCGUGCUGCAUCGAAAGUACCAAAAAACUUGUGCACGUCCAUGUCUCAGCUUCAUGGGGCGUGGGGCCCUGCUGGCAGUGGCCCAGCUGGCCACUGGAGCGGGUUAGCGGGCAUCGGGCGCUGGGGCGUGGGCGCCCGUGAGGAACCGGGCGCGGCGACGCGGGCUGCGGCCGUGGCAGUUGCCGGCGACGGGGAGAGCAGGGGGCCGCGGCGGGACACAGGGCGCAGUGCGGAGGUGAGCUGGGCGAGCGGCCAGGGGAGGCGCAUGAGCGCGGGCCAUCAGCAGGCACAGCGGGGCCAGCGGGGCCGCGCGAUGGGGUGGCCGGGGCGCGGGCGGCCGUGGGCGCGGCCGGCGGGCAGAGCGGGGCUGCGGGCGCCUGGGCGUGGUCGCCCGCCCGAACGGCCACGGGAGAGGGGACACGCCAGGUCGCCGGUGCGGCGCCGGAGGUGGCCGCGGGCAACUGCGAGUGUGGGAGGGCGUGGUGGCGCGGCAGAGGAGGCGGCGCGGGGCGGCCGCGGUACAGGCGGGCGGCAGAGCGCCGGCGAGGCAGAGGCGGGGCGGAUGGGCAGGCGGGCAGGAGACCACGAGGUCUCGCGGCAGAAGCAGGAAAUGGCCAUCUCGGGCGAGAUGCAGUGCAGGCGCAGGGUGAUGCGGCGCGUCGGGACGGACCGGGGUAGUGGGGGGGCGUGGGGCCCCGCUGGCAGUGGCCCAGCUGGCCACUGGAGCGGGCUAGCGGGCAUCGGGCGCUGGGGCGUGGGCGCCCGCGAGGAACCGGGCGCGGCGACGCGGGCUGUGGCCGGGGCAGUUGCCGGCGAUGGGGAGAGUAGGGGGCCGCGGCGGGGCGCAGGGUGCAGUGCGGAGGUGAGCCGGGCGAGCGGCCAGGGGAGGCACACGAGCGCGGGCCAUCAGCAGGCGCAGCGGGGAAAGCGGGGCCGCGCGAUGGGGUGGCCGGGCGUGGUCACCCGCCCGAACGGCCACGGGAGAGGGGACGCGCCAGGUCGCCGGUGCGGCGCCGGAGGUGGCCGCUGGCAACUGCGGGUGUGGGAGGGCGUGGUGGCGCGGCAGAGGAGGCGGCGCGGGGCGGCCGCGUUUUAG
This is a messenger RNA of Aegilops tauschii subsp. strangulata, 1308 nucleotides long. The record is from RefSeq and is a predicted model, not a curated record. Lineage: Eukaryota; Viridiplantae; Streptophyta; Magnoliopsida; Poales; Poaceae.